Molecule: messenger RNA, 3264 nt
Organism: Numida meleagris (helmeted guineafowl)
Lineage: Eukaryota; Metazoa; Chordata; Aves; Galliformes; Numididae
Gene: SCRG1
Product: stimulator of chondrogenesis 1
Exons: 3
Coding region: 556-846 (96 amino acids)
Source: RefSeq, a predicted model, not a curated record
GAACUCAAUGGAUGGGGUCAUAUCAUAGGCCAUACAAGAAUCUGGUUAAAAUAAUUACAGUUCUCCAUUCUUUCAGCCUCAAAAAACAGAAUCUGAAAGGCACGGAUUAUAUAAGCCUGCUGGCUGGCUGCAUGCCCUGCUCAGUGCAGCCCUGCUCGGGUGGCACAGCAGGACAUGUAUUUCACAGGGCACUUUCUCCACUCAUUCUGGAUGUUGUACUUUGCUUUCUGAGGAGAUACCUUGCCAUCAGGUCCUGGAGGGACUAAGAGUUUCCUGCUGGAAAGGACGCAUUCUCUCUUCUUUCCCUCAUCGAGGUUGGCAGUGGCUGAAAGAGGCAGUUCUUGAAGCCCAUCCUCUGCCCCUCACCAGAGCAGGGAGUGUGUCACUCACAGGCAGAAGCCAGGCCGGACAAAAGGCUGUUUGUCCAGCACCUCCGUCAGCCCUCCCUCUGCUCAUCCCCUCCAGCUCUAGCUCUGUGUACACCUAAAAAGAUACAGUUGCCAAGAAAGUGAAAAGGAGUGAAGCAGAAGAAAAAGCACAGGAAACUUUCCAAAAAUGAAGAUGCUCUCAGUUCUGCUUCUUCUGAGCGCCCUCCUGGGUGCCCACGCAGUGCCCUCCCAGCGGCCCUCGUGCUACAAGAGGGUCUUGCAUGACCACAGCUGCCACAGCAUCCCUGAGGGCACGGCGAGCCUGAGGAGAGUUGAUGAGAGCCUGCAGGAUCACUUUUGGGAAGGGAAAGGCUGUGAGACCAUCUGUUACUGCAACUUCAAGGAACUGCUCUGCUGUCCAAAGGAGAUUUUCUUUGGACCGAAGAUAUCUUUUGUGAUCCCCUGUAACAGCGAGUGAUCAACAUCAAGCCUGCCACUGAGGACAACAGACAUCAUUCUACAAUCACAAAAUACACUUUCAAGGGGAAAAACAAAGCCAGCAACAGCCAAAAUAAAAUAAACUUCCUCCCUAAGCACACUGUAGAAAUUCCCUUUAUACUGGAGAAAAAUAUCAUUUCUGUGCUUUGGGGAGUACAUAGGAAGUUCUCCUUUUGGAUACAGUAGCUGCCUUAGUUAGCUCCAUAAUGAUGUGAAAGACUAGCUGCUCAUAAUUGUCCCAAUAUUCAUCUCCUAGAAGAAAAAACCCUUCUAAUAACUACAACACUCUCAACUAAUUUUCAUAAAGGAAGAUUAAGCUUAAGCUAUCACGUGGCUAAGAGUGACUCUUGUUGGAGUCCACUGCAGUGCAGCUUCCUAUUGCUUUAUUGCUGCUUCACAAUAAGCGUUGUUUUAAGCUGAUGCUAGUCAGUAUCUGGCUCUUCAGCACACAGGCUCCCACUUCUAUUUGGGUGCCUUCAAAAAACAAAACCCCCUAAUUUACAUCACUUAUAUUUGAAAAUUCCACUGGAAAAAAAAAGUGAAAAUUCAUAUUAAUAGUACUAAGGUACAUGUAAGUGAUAAUUAGGUCUAACUUGUUAAUUGCAUCCAAAAUCUUGAAGUGGUUAAUACUGAGCUUUUAAAAUACUGUAACAGUAGUGAUAGAAUAUAUAUAUAUCUCUAAACUCAGAAAGACUUAGAAAGAGGAUGGGACAGUAACAUGAAACAUGUAGCACAAAGGUAACUGUGUUUUACCCCUUGAACAAGUGUACUGCUCACCUAGGGACAUUGUUGGUGGGUAUGGUGGGGAUGUGUUGAUGGUUGGAAUAGAUAAUCUUAGAGGUCUUUUCCAACCUUAAUGAGUCUAUAAUAAUAAGCUUACAACACUACACUGUGAAAACUGCUACCACCAGCACACCAAACUUGUUUCACAUGUAAUACGAAAUACCACGAAGACUGUUUUAACUUCAUCUGUUAGUAAAUAAGACUUGGAUAUGCAUAGCGGUAGGUUAAUUAUACAUAACUAAUAAUAAGAGUUUCAAGCAAAUCUGUAUUUACUACUUUUGCCAAGUAAUUUUUAGGCUAUUGAGUGUUAAACAGUUUCUAUCCUCAGGCUUUUAAAGCCUGGUUCAUACAAUUAUUCCUGAGUCAUUUGGGCUUCCUACGAAAUAAUCAAUUAAGGAGGACGGAAGGAAUCUGGCAACUCACUGUCAAAAUAACUAAAUUCAGUGUUCUGCUAAGAAAGCAUACGGUAUCCACUCCUGUGCAAAGUCCUCUAUAAGCUUCUAGUAGCAGUGAGGACAUGUAGCUUCCAUGGGUCGUGCCAUCUAGUUUCUGUGCCAAUCAGGUAGCAUAUAUCUGCAGUUCAUAGCUUUCCAGAGCAUCAGCAACAAAAAUUAAGGCAGAUGCACAGCUCUGUAGUAAAGUCAGUAGAUGAUUUUCAAUUACUUCCCUUUCACCACUAUUGAUGUGGGAAAAUACAUGAUCUGACGGAAAAAAAGUUUUGCCACUUUCCACGUGCAGCAGGGUAGGGCCACAGACCUACUUCCAAUAGAAGCUUGCUGUUGUUUCUCUCCUUUCCCUCCAGAAGGGAGGUCUAGAGGUCCUGCCAGACCUAUGCAGGAACAUUCAUCCCUGUUCUCCAUCCUGUAAUCAAGAAAAGGCCUCUAUCCUUCAGGUGUUCAAUUCAGCAUCAAGUUCCCUGGCUGUCUCUCCAACUAAAGCUUUGAAGAUAACAAAUGCAACUCCUGCAAAGGAUACUUCAUAAACAACUUUACAGUCAUUGCCACAAAAUGAGUACUGAAACAUAUCUCCAAAGGAAUACCAACUUUAGCCCCCACUAGCCUGAAAUCACUAACCAGCUUGAACUUCGGCCAACACUGCGAAACUCCAAUGUGGAAAGACAUAAAACACUGUAAGUGAAAGAAAUUAGGGUACUUACAGCUCCUGAGAAGGAAGCCAGUUUGAGUUUAGGGUUCAUUAUCAUUCAGUUUUAAGCAACAGAGUGCCACAGGUCAAAAAGAACAAAAUGGAACAUCUUGGCCACAGUGACGUUUUGAAAAAGAACCUCACAAGAUUAACACCAGCAGAUCAGACCACAGAAAUACCACUUUCUCAUUUUUUCCCCAAAUUUAGGAAAGAGCUUUUGAAAAAUCUGCUAAGGUUAGAAGUCGCAAUGAAUGCUAACUGAAACUAAAGCUGUGUCUUCCUCUUCUGAGAUUCUUCUCCUCCUGCCUUUUCUUCAGCCAACACAAAGCUUAAAGCAGAAAGAAAUCAUGUACCAUGCAUUUAGAUUAACACAAAGCUAACAAUGAAAAUGUAAGAAAUCAUACAAAAUGCUGUCUUCAACAUCACAGACUUCACUAAGAUACCAAAUUAAAAUAAUAUUUUGCUCAUGUUA